Molecule: messenger RNA, 2211 nt
Organism: Nematolebias whitei (Rio pearlfish)
Lineage: Eukaryota; Metazoa; Chordata; Actinopteri; Cyprinodontiformes; Rivulidae
Exons: 11
Coding region: 93-1736 (547 amino acids)
Biological process (GO): immune response
Cellular component (GO): lysosome
Molecular function (GO): cysteine-type endopeptidase activity
Source: RefSeq, a predicted model, not a curated record
ACAGCAACAUUCUGAGUCAAGUUCUGUUAAGCCGCCAGAGUGUAGUUUGACUCAUUGUAUGUCUCUAUUUUUUCUGAACAAUUGUUAAGAGAAUGGUUCGUUUAUUCGCUGUAGCUGUUCUUCUGUGGGCUGCGUGCGGCACCGAGGGAAAGGCAGUUCCCUCUCUUCCUGACUUUGGGAACACUUAUCACGUCAAAGGAGUCAUCUCUUUGCCCUAUGCUGAGAUUGUGGAGCCAUUUGAAGGCUGGUUCGACCUGACUACAAAGUCCAGCCGAAUAGAUUAUUACAAUGGCCAGGUUUCCACGUACCAGCUGGGCUCGCAGCAGCAGUUUGGUGUGGCCUAUAAAAUCACACCGGAGACGACUGAGGAGGAACAAAAUGUGAUCAAAUGCUUCCAGAUCAAUGGAACCAAGGAGGAGGUGGUCACGCCACAGACAUCGCUGCCUGAUGUUCAGGGCUUCCAGUUCUUGAGGAUGGAGUCUUACGGUGGUUCCCUGUGUGAAGUCUGGCAGAACGUGACCACCGUGGGUAACAAGAAGAACACCUACACACUGUGGGUGACUAAUCCAGAAAAAGAUGGUAAAACAGCCGUUCCCCUCCAUUAUGAGAUGAUGGGAUACAACACGCUGUUGAUGUCCCACUAUGACAAGUACCUGGUGGACUACAAGGAGUUCAGCACUCAUUUGGAUCCCAUAGUCUUCUCUCUGCCUGAAGGGAUCACCUGUGGAGGUUUUCCAGGUCCAGGUGUGGAGCACCACAUGCUGGCCAAUCCAAUGAAAGAUCUGAUCCACACCACCGCUGCAGGCCACUCUCAGAAGAUGUUCAACCACUUCAAGGAGAAGUUUCAGCGUCAGUACAGCGAGGAGAAGGAGCACGAGGAGAGGGAGCACGCUUUUCUUCACAACCUCAGGUAUGUCCACUCUAAGAACAGAGCUGGUUUGUCCUUCUCUCUGGCCCUGAACUCCAUGUCGGAUCGCACCAUGUCAGAGCUGGCAACAAUGAGGGGACGACAACGAGGCAAGACGCCAAACAAAGGCCUCCCGUUUCCAUCGAGACUUUAUGAAGGGGUGAAAGUACCCGAGUCCCUCGACUGGAGGCUGUACGGGGCUGUGACUCCAGUGAAGGACCAGGCUAUCUGCGGGUCCUGCUGGAGCUUUGCCACCACUGGAUCAGUAGAGGGCGCUCUCUUCCUAAAGACGGGCUCUCUGCAGGUCCUGUCUCAGCAGGUGCUGGUGGAUUGCUCCUGGGGUUUCGGCAACAACGGGUGUGACGGUGGGGAGGAGUGGAGAGCGUACGAGUGGAUCAUGAAGCACGGAGGCAUCGCCACUACAGAAACCUACGGAGCCUAUAUGGGAAUGAACGGAUUUUGCCACGUGAACUCCUCCCAGCUCACCGCACAGAUCAAGAGCUACACUAACGUCACAUCGGGCGACGCCGAGGCCCUGAAGCUGGCCCUGUUCAAAAACGGGCCAACAGCCGUCAGUAUCGAUGCGUCACACAGGUCCUUUGUUUUCUACAGCCACGGCGUCUACUACGAACCAGCAUGUGGAAAUACCACCAAUGAUUUGGACCAUGCUGUGCUUGCUGUGGGAUAUGGCACCUUGAACGGGGAGCCGUACUGGUUGAUAAAGAACUCCUGGUCCACCUACUGGGGUAACGCCGGCUACAUCCUCAUGUCUAUGAAGGAUAACAACUGCGGGGUCACCACUGAUGCUACGUACGUUACGCUGGCUUAGGCUCUGCUUGUUUCAGCUCAGUGCUGUUCACCUGGAGCUGCCAGCGCCUCAAGCUGACACUUUGCUUUAUGUGACCAUGCAAUUCAUGCAUGGAAAAAAACUGCACGACUCGCACACAAUAAGUUCAUGUUCUCUAAAGUUUAUUGAUGAAAUGCCUUCUUGUUUUGCCAAAACGGAUGAAUCAUUACAGUAAAAAUGGUGAACAUAUUCCAUUUGCACCAACAUCUCUGGUUCAUAUAAAACGCGUGCAUUCAGCAGGAGCUCCUGCUUGUUCAAGUUACUGAUUCAGUUUUACAUUUUAGGCAUUCAAAGAAUGAUUUUUACUUCUUUCCUUUGAGAAUGAUUGUUUUAAAAACAUUAAGCCUAUUUUUAUUUUCCUGAACUUUUUUGCACUUUUGACUGUUUGAUUUGAUUGUUGUCAAACAUUUGUUCAUAAAUGUUUAAACAAGUGUACGUGUUGUCUAAAGGUCCAUAA